Messenger RNA from Triticum aestivum (bread wheat), 915 nucleotides. Its product is annotated as gamma-gliadin. Bases 1 to 915 code for a protein of 304 amino acids. The record is from RefSeq and is a predicted model, not a curated record. NCBI's taxonomy places the organism in Eukaryota, Viridiplantae, Streptophyta, Magnoliopsida, Poales, Poaceae. The transcript is spliced from 6 exons.
AUGAAGACCUUCAUCAUAUUCGUCCUCCUUUCCAUGCCUAUGAGCAUCGUCAUUGCUGCUAGGCAUCUCAACCCUAGCGACCAAGAGUUGCAGUCACCACAACAACAAUUUCUGAAAAAACAAUCAUAUCCGCUGCAACCAUAUCCACAUCAACCAUAUUCACAACAACAACAAUUUCCCAUACCCCAACAAUAUUCCCCCCAUCAACCACAACAACCAUUUCCCCAACCCCAACAACCAACCCUCCUACAACCACAACAACAAUUCCCGCAGCAACCCCAGAGACCACAACAACCAUUCCCCCAGCAACCAGAACAAAUAAUUACGCAGCAACCGCAACAACCAUUUCCCUUGCAACCGCAACAACCAUUCCCCCUGCAACCGCAACAACGAUUUCCCCAACAACCAGAACAAAAAAUUUCCCAGGAACCCCAACAACCAUUCUCUCUGCAGCCACAACAACCAUUUUCCCGGCCCCAACAACCAUUUCCCCAGCAACCAGGACAAAUAAUUCCCCAGCAACCCCAACAACCACUCCCCCUGCAACCGCAACAACCAUCGCAGUAUUACAAGUUACUUGCAGAACUUCAGGUCAAAAAAAAAAGUUACUUGCAGAACUUCCAUCAGAUGAAGAUCAUUCGCCUGCUUCUAAAGAGGAUAUCAGGGAGGUACACGGCCUUCGGCCCUUUGCCGAUGCUCAAGGUGAUCUCCGUCAUCAUCGUCGGGUUCUGUGGCUCAAGGAAGAUUGUGCUUGCUGGAGAGGUGUAUAACAACCACGUUUGCCAGCAAUUCGCUGCGGACAAGGGCCCGAGACAAGUACUACUCGUCCAGAUACUCCUGGGGUCUGAUGGCCCUGAUGUGAGCUUGGUUGCCGUGGAUAUCAUAUCAGAGAGCACUUGCAUAACAAGAGCUUGA